This is a messenger RNA of Thermothielavioides terrestris NRRL 8126, 1161 nucleotides long. RefSeq lists its product as uncharacterized. The coding region runs from base 98 to 949 and encodes 283 amino acids. NCBI's taxonomy places the organism in Eukaryota, Fungi, Ascomycota, Sordariomycetes, Sordariales, Chaetomiaceae. The transcript is spliced from 2 exons. The record is from RefSeq and is a predicted model, not a curated record. Gene Ontology annotation, molecular function: actin filament binding. Gene Ontology annotation, cellular component: nucleolus; catalytic step 2 spliceosome; striated muscle dense body.
GUCAGAGCUCAACGUUAUCGAUAAACAACAACAACCCGAAGUUCCCUCUGCCUUCGACAGACAGCGCCCGACUUCCAUCGGCGCCAACCGAAUCAUCAUGGUGAAGCCCCUUACAUUCAAAGGCGAUAAAAAGCCGAAGAAAAGAAAGCGCGCCGACGCCGACGCUGGCGAGGGCGCAGGGCCGGACGACAAUGCCGAGCGGCAGGUCAAGGCAGCGAAGGCAGCAGAGGACCCCGAGCCCAGCGACGACGACAGCUGGGUCUCGGCCGACGCCGUGUCCGACGUCUCGGGCCCCAUCAUGUUCGUCCUGCCGAGCGAGCCCCCGACCGCGCUCGCCUGCGACGCCAAUGGCAAGGUCUUCGCCAUGCCCGUCGAGAACAUCAUCGACGGCAACCCCUCCACGGCGGAACCCCACGACGUGCGCCAGGUCUGGGUCGCCAACCGGAUCGCGGGCACCGAGCACUUCCGCUUCAAGGGGCACCACGGCAAAUACCUGUCCUGCGACAAGAUCGGCAUCCUCACCGCGACGGCAGACGCCGUCUCGCCGCUCGAGACCUUCAACCUGAUCGCGACGGCCGACACGCCGGGGACGUUCCAGCUGCAGACGCAGCGCGACACGUUCGUGACGGUGCGCGCGCCGUCGCGCUCGUCGGCAGCCCGGGGGGCGGCUCACGCGGCGCCGCCGCCCGAGGUGCGCGGCGACGAGACGGCCAUCACGUUCGACACGACGCUGCGCGUGCGCAUGCAGGCGCGCUUCAAGCCGCGCCUGCGCGCGUCCAAGGAGGAGAAGGCGCGCGAGCGGAUCAGCCGCCGCGAGCUGGAGGCGGCCGCCGGCCGCCGGCUGGACGAGGCCGAGGUCAAGAUGCUCAAGAAGGCCCGGCGGGAGGGCAACUACCACGAGGCGCUGCUGGAUAUCAAGGUGAAGAGCAAGCACGACAAGUUUGGGUAAGCUGGGUGGUGCGCAUGGAUGGACUUGCUUUGGGGCUGGACGGACGUGGGCUGGAGUUAUGAAAAUAGUGUUGACAGAAUGAAGCAUCAUGAUACCCUUCCUUCACAAGUUGCCACCGCUUCUGUCCACGGGAACAGCCUGAAUAAAUCAUACCAGCAAAACACCUGCCGCAACGCAUCCAACUAUCCUUCAUUACAUCAUGGCAUCCCCAC